Molecule: messenger RNA, 255 nt
Organism: Histoplasma mississippiense
Lineage: Eukaryota; Fungi; Ascomycota; Eurotiomycetes; Onygenales; Ajellomycetaceae
Exons: 4
Coding region: 1-255 (84 amino acids)
Source: RefSeq, a predicted model, not a curated record
AUGUCCGACACUGCUUCAUGCCGUCGUCCCAGUCCAUAUAAUCGCGAGUCGCAAGUCCAGAAAGGCCAGUGUGAACCUGAAAUCAUUCGCGGAAAGACUGAAGGGGCCUUUGGGUUGGGGACUCAAUUCUGGUGUGCCAGUCGGGGAAUGAAUGGCGCUUUUUGCACCUUUUUGUUUGUUUUCUUCCUGCGGCUUAUACAUGUAGCUAUUGAAGAUACACAUGUUCGGAUGGGAUGUAAUACUAGACAUCGGUAG